Brenthis ino (lesser marbled fritillary) is the source of this 675-nucleotide messenger RNA. The record is from the annotation of a GenBank genome assembly. Lineage: Eukaryota; Metazoa; Arthropoda; Insecta; Lepidoptera; Nymphalidae.
AUGAUGUGUCGAAAAUAUUUCAACAGUGAAAUGGGAAACGAUGAGAGCCCCAAGGCGUCAGUGGAUCGGCGAUCGCGGAGUAGAUUGAAGUCCACUAGAAGUCAGCGUCGUGGUGAUAGCAGUCGCAGUGUGCGAAGCCAUGCGAACCACCAUCACCAGACCCGCAGUGGUCGCUCGCCCAGCCGACGGUCGCGCAGCCGUAUGUGUGUGCAGUCACGCAGUCGCGCUGAUCAUCGCAGGCACAGUCGUGCCAACUACCGGACGCGCAGCCGCAGCAGCCACCGAUCGCUAAGUCCUACCAGUCACCGUUCACGCAGCCGACCUGUACACAGCAGGGCCGUGCAGCGUGGCCAUACUGAAACCAGCCAGAUGCAACGGCAACAACAGCAAAGGUCUCCCCGACAAGUUUUAACACCAGACAGCGUUGCGAGAGAAAUACAAUCGUCAGGACAAAGCCGUAAAUUAGUUCCAAAAUUUCAGGGCCCAUAUCGUAUAGCCUCAGUAUUAGGGAACGAUAGAUAUGAGAUUGUAGAUACACCUCUUACACGUAAGGGCAAUCGUAAAUAUACUUCUGUAGUCGCGGUCGAUAAAUUAAAACCGUGGCUAAGUUAUAACAGACCUGAUGAAAUUGAAUCUAGUAACGAUGAUAAUAUUGAUGAUUCUAAUUCUGAUUGU